AAUUGAAUAUUGUUGCAUACAUAAUUCUUAUUAAUAGUAGAAUUCAAUAGCGAUGGCGAAACUAGUGGACGUUUGGCGGGAUGAUUACCCGGUCGAUAUGACGCGAAGACAAAUGCCAUUGAUAGUCGAUGAAAAUCUUACGAUGAUUAUGGACAUAAAUGGUUUAGGAGCAAUCUGUGAUAGUCCAUUAGUUUGUGGUAAAGAACUUGAUGAAUUUACCAGAAAAUUUAAUAUGCUUACAAAAGAAGAAAUAAAAGCUUCAUUUGAAGUAACAUGCAAGGAUAUGCUUGCAAUUUUAGGUCAAGCUGUACCUUGUGUUGGUUGCAGAAGAAGUGUUGAAAGAUUAUUUUAUGCUCUUAUGAAAUCAGGACACCCAGCAUUAGAUCCAUUGGUGAUUACACCUGAAGGUUUAUUAUCAAUAAAGGAUGAUGUUUUGGAAUCACCACAAUUGCUUUGUACAAUGUUGCAAGGACAUAGUGCUAGAUUAAAUAGUUUAGUUGAAGGCCAACCCAGAAAUAAAAAAUCAAGAAGAUGUGUACUACAUUCAUUAGAAAUUCAACGUAUGAGACCUCCUCCAAGUGCAUGGAAAGAAGUAUGGGACUGUAUGGAUCAUUCAUGUCGUUUGGAACUUGCUUUGAUAGAAAGUAAUACCCUUGAGGCUACUUUGGAUACAUAUUUACGUAAACAUCGAUUUUGUGGUGAAUGUCGUACAAAGGUAUUGCUAGCAUUUUCUUUAUUAACAACAGAGCCUGAACCAGAAAAAGAAAAAGGUUAUGUUGCUUCUUUAUAUGCUGGAAUCAGACGUUGUAUACGUGAUAGACAUGUACAUAUACCUACAAAUCCACUUUAUAUGGGUAAUCUUAUUGGCCGUACACAACCAGAACUUAUGGGAAGAGAACGACAUGCGAAAACAUUGGAAAUUGCUCAAGAAGAAGUACUUACAUGUUUAGGAAUGUGUGUUGCUGAACGUUUACAUAGAGUUCAUAGACGAUUAAGAGAAGAGGAAACUGUAUGCAAAGUGUUAGCUGCUGUUGCAGUAGAUGCAUUAUCUAGAAAUUUUCAAAUGGCUGUAGAAGUUAAACAAGGUAUUUCUCAAUUAGAACUUCUUUAUGAAGAAUUAACAAGAGAAGAGAUAGCAAAACAACAAAGACGAGAAAAGUUACGUUUGAAACGUAAAAAGAAGAAAGAACGACGAUAUGAGACAGAAGAAAAAGAAAAUACAUGUGAUUGUUCGAGCAAAAAGCAAAAUGGUAAUAGUGAUACAUCUUGUGUUUGUGCGGAUUCGAAACCGACAACACAAAAUAUAGAUCAACAUAAGUUACAAGUAUUAGAUCCAAAAAAUAAGGGACCACCUACAUGUAAAUGUCCGGAUUGUGUAAAAAAAUCAAAAUCUAGUAUAUCACGAUCACAGAGUCAAACACAAUUAGCAUUCCCAAAAAAAUCAUCGAGCGUGCAAAAAACUACAAUUAAAAAGAGUUCUUCUGAAUCAAAGACCAAAAUUUCUACAAAUCAAAUUAAAAAAAGUACACCUGUUAAGAAUCUUUCUGAAGAAGAAUUAUUUGAUGCAUGUGAAUCGUGUAAGUGUGAUCUUUCGGAAAAAAUUGAAAAUGACCAUUGGCAUAAUUUAGAAGACUGUAAACAUCCAAUGACUAAAGAAAUAGUAGAUGCUUGGAUUGGAAAGCCAAGCAAGAGAUGCAAUAUGUGGAUAGAAAUGAAAAAACGUUUUGAAUUAUCAAUCUCAGAAAGAAAAAGUCGUUCUUCAAGCGAGCAAUCAUCACAAGAUUGCGGUUAUUCAUCGGAACAUAAUAUUAGUAGCUCUUCUCUUCCUAGUACUCCAGAAGGAUCUGAAGUAGCUUGUAGUGAUGGAUGUUGUAAUCAUGAGAGAGAUAUACGGCCAUCUGAUAAACUUGUUCAUUCCAGUUCUAGUAUCUCAUUGUUAAAAGAAAGAGGUGGAGGUUUAACACUUACCCAAAUGUUAGAGGAUUCUUAUUUAUCUGGUGAUGAAGAAAAAGAAAGUUAUAUUCCAGCUGAGGAAGUAUUGGAAUUUAAAUCUCGAAUGUGCCAAGUUCUUGAAAAACGACAAGAAUUACGUCAAACAUUGAGAAAACGUUUUGCUAUUUUAUGCAGUCAUCAUAAACCCUUUACCAUUCCUAAUUAAGAAUUCCUAAUAGAUAUGGUUACUUAAUAGGAUACAAUCUUUCUUUUUUACAUUGAUUUACUGCCAGUAGAGAAACAGGAGUGCAAUAGAUGUAUUUCGGAUAACUAUUAUCAUUGGAUGUCAAUCUUCCUCAGAAUAAAAUAUCGUUGGAGAUGUACUACAUCAUAAGAACAUCAUAUGGUAUGGUUUAUCUGUAAGCAAAGAAUUACAUCUAAUAAAUUAGAGGUAUCAAGAAACAAUUAUGCCUUGAAUUUUGUUGUUUCUUAUGCAGUUGAAUUUAUAAAAAUAAAAGACAUUUGUAGAUGAAAAUAUAAUUGUAAAUGAACGAAAUCAGAAUUUAUAGUCAAGUAUUAAUUCUGAAAACUGGAUUUAAGAAAAAGUAAGUUAUUAAAUUAAUGCACAAAUAUGGUCAGUGAUCAGAAUUAAAUGAGACUGAUUUCCAUGUGUUUAUAUAAUUAAAUAAUAAUUUUUGGAAGCAUGUAUUGAUCGUAAAAAAAUUACGAUCAUCUGCACGUAGCAAAUAAUUAUUGUAUAAAUUACUAUAUACCUCUAAGAGGAUUUUAUUUUUUUGAAAGCAGAGAUUUAGAUUUGUUUUUCUGCAAAAUGAAUGUAAAUGUUGUAAUAAUGAUAUGAGCGGAAAAUAUUAAAAAUUAAUACAAAA
This is a messenger RNA of Apis cerana (Asiatic honeybee), 2819 nucleotides long. RefSeq names its product gametogenetin-binding protein 2-like. Gene Ontology annotation, cellular component: cytoplasm; nucleus. NCBI's taxonomy places the organism in Eukaryota, Metazoa, Arthropoda, Insecta, Hymenoptera, Apidae. The record is from RefSeq and is a predicted model, not a curated record.